AUGAUGUUAUUGUAUAGACUGUGUUUAUGGAAAAGUGGGAGAAUGUUACUGGCACUGUUCCUUUUGGAUUGGCUGUUUGCUGCCUCUACGGUGGCUACCACUCAUGAGCCAGGGUUCAGUGCACCGAUAGCGAAUGUGACGGCCCCACUAGGUCGGGAGGCGAUACUCGCGUGCACCGUACACAACCUCUCCACCUACAAGGUCGCGUGGUUGAGGGUAGACACGCAGACCAUUCUCACAAUCCAUACGCACGUGAUAUCGAGGAGUCGAAGAGUGGGGGUGACUCACAGCGACCACCGGACCUGGUUCCUGCACAUUCGGGAGCUGCGGGAGACGGACAGAGGAUGGUAUAUGUGCCAGAUAAACACAGACCCCAUGAAGUCACAACUUGGAUACCUAGAUAUCGUCGUCCCACCUGACAUUCUCGAUCGAGGCACGAGCACAGACCAGACGGUACGGGAAGGCGCCUCGAUAAAUUUAACAUGUGCUGCUACGGGAUCACCGCAUCCACAAAUUACUUGGCGAAGAGAACAUUCCAAACCUAUUACCAUCUCAGACGGAAUGCAAGUGACGUCUUUCGAAGGCCCAGAGCUGAAUAUAACUAGAGUGACCAGACAACACGCAGGGGCUUACCUAUGCAUCGCUUCAAAUGGAGUACCACCCACAGUUAGCAAAAGGAUAAUGCUUACAGUACAAUUUCCCCCAGUAAUAACAAUAAGGAAUCAGUUGGUUGGAGCAGCCCUAGGCACCGAGCUUGUGCUGGAAUGCGAGACCGAAGCGUAUCCUAAACCCGUCAGCUAUUGGAGCAGAGAUAACGGCGAGAUCGUCCCUGUUGGGGGAGGUUUGGAGCCCCACAAGAUAGAUGGAUCAUAUCGAUCAGUGCUGAAGCUCGCGAUACGAAGAGUUACUAGUUCCGAUUAUGGGACCUACAAAUGUGUCUCAAAAAAUUCCCUCGGAGACACCGAGGGCACUAUUAAAUUGUAUCCUAUGCCUCUUCCACCGAUGGAAAACAAAAAUGUUGUCCAAAGGUUAAACAUCGUAGCUGAUAAAUCAUCUGAAAGCACGCCCUUCGGCACCCAAGAUUUCAGGUUACAAGAUUACAACAGAGCCUCAAAGUAUCAGUGUUGCCAUUUUUUGUUUUUAUUAAUAUUUUUAUUCUGAUAACAUUGUCCCGGGGUUGA
Messenger RNA from Spodoptera littoralis (African cotton leafworm), 1181 nucleotides. The record is from the annotation of a GenBank genome assembly. Lineage: Eukaryota; Metazoa; Arthropoda; Insecta; Lepidoptera; Noctuidae.